CCUUCUCUGUAGUGUCCAAUGGUGUGAUGAAUCCACACACAGGCACCACCUACGCUCUGGAUGCAAAGCUCAGAGCUCUAGCUGCAGCACUCACAACUAACACACCGACACUUACAUUCACAUCUUGGGCUACUUUUGUGGAUUAUUGUUUUGAUGACAAUGUUUCUAACUUUCUGCAUAUUCAUAACCAUGUUCUCUACUACUGUAAUCUGGGUCGAAGCUGGUAAAACAGAGCCGCAAACUCUUCGCAGACAGAAAAGAGGUUGGAUCAUCCCUCCAAAACGGCUGCUUGAGAACGUGGAUUAUACCCAAGAAGAAUAUAUUGCCAAAAUCCGAUCAGAUGAAGAAUACAGGAAGAAUAUUAGAUAUUCACUAAUAGGCCCUGGAGCAGAUGAAAAAUUAUUCAGCGUAAACAAAACGAACGGCUACGUCAGGAUCCACGGCAUCUUGGACAGAGAACUAGAAGCCGAAUAUGAACUUAAAGGGAGAGCUGUACUACCAAAUGGAACACUUGCUGAAAAGGACCUAGAUUUAAAAAUCAUAGUAGUUGACCAGAAUGACAAUGACCCUGUGUUUAAUUAUGAUAUGAAGGGAUCCGUGAAGGAGCUCAGUGACAAAGGCACCCUGGUAUUUACAGCUACGGCUACGGAUCUGGACGAGGAUGGCACUUUAUAUUCAAAAAUUGCCUACGAAAUUAUACAUCAGGAUCCGGAAGGAGAGGCGAUGUUCGAGAUCAGCCGUGCGUCUGGUGAAAUCAAAGUCAAGAUGAACACUCUGGACCGAGAGAAACAAGAAACGUACAAACUGAUAAUCACGGCUACAGAUAUGGACGGAAGUGACCAUGAUCCCAACAACAAACCAAGUACAGGAACAGGAACUGUGACCAUCAGCAUACUUGAUGUCAAUGAUAAUAUCCCUACAUUGGAGAAUGAAUUUUACGAAGGCAAGGUGGAGGAGAAUCUCAAGAAUAAGGAAGUCAUCCGGAUUAAAACCGUAGACAAGGACCAGAAGUACACUAAGAACUGGGAAGCCGUGUACACCAUCAUUUCAGGAAAUGAGGCCGGUUACUUCAACAUCAUCACAGACUUCGAAUCUAAUGAUGGCAUCCUGAUGGUCACUAAGGAGCUGAACUUUGAGGAGAUGAACGAGAUCAGUCUGAAAGUGGUGGUCAACAACAAGGCACCUUAUCAUAAGUCAGUGGUGAAUGACAAGAUUGUAGAAUACCCCAUAAAAAUAAAAGUCCUGAACGUGCUUGAAGCCCCUCAUUUCAACCCUCAAAUCAUAUUUGUCAGUGUCACUGAAGACACAGAACUCACUGAUCUGACGAAGGUCAUCGCCACCUUCAAAGCCACAGACACUGAUACGUUGUUGACGGCCACUAACGUCAGGUAUUUAAAAAAAGAAGAUGUUUACCAGUGGGUGAGCAUUGAUGAGCAUACAGGCGACAUCAAACUCAACAAUUAUCCAGACUACGAGUUGGAGGAAUUGAAAAAUGGAAGAUACUAUGUCAAAAUUAUAGCAGUCACUAAAGAAUUUCCAUUCAAAACUGCGACAGGAACUCUUGUGAUUCAGGUGGAGAAUAUCAACGACAACUCUCCGAUUCUGGCCAACUCGGUCGGUACUAUAUGUUACGGCAGCAAAGAUGUGUACGUCACCGCCAAAGAUGGGGAUCGUUCCCCCUACGCAGAACCUUUUAAUUUCGCACUGGUUACCAAGGACACAGAGAAAUGGAGCUUAGAUUAUCACAAUGCAACAACACAUAUUUUGCGCAGCAAGGAGGAAAACCUGUGGCCGGGAAUAUACACAGUAAAUCUGGUGGUCAAAGACGUUGGAGGAAAGUCCUCUGAAAUUCAAAAGCUUCAGUUAACCGUGUGCACAUGCAAGGACCCAAACAAUCCAACAUGCCAAUCUGCGAGACAGAGCCGCAAUGCUACUGUACUGGGAGCAGGCGGUGCUCUGACACUUCUGAUAGGAAUCCUGCUUCUCGCGGUGAUUCCACUGAUUUUGCUGAUGUGUGAGUGUGGAACUAAAUCUGAUCCCCGUGAAUUCCCCUUAUAUGCAGAACAGAAGCUCAUCAAAUAUAACACUGAAGGCCAAGGAGAGGAUAAGGAACUAUGUCUUGUAGCCAUGCCCAAGAAUGGCAGCAGCGUGAAACUGGAAGCUGAAUCAAGAUUUAUGAAAGCAUAUCAAACAGAACUAGCACUGAUGCAUCAGAUGCACGUGACUGGAGAAGGUGGCAGUGGCGGCAAAUGGGGAGCUAGAUUGGGAGCUGGAUGGGGAGCUGGAUUGGGAGCUGGAUGGGGAGCUGGAUGGGGAGCUGGAUGGGGAGCACAUGAACACUGGAGAAAAUUUGGAUGGGAAUCUGAAGAGGAAAACAUAAAAUGGCUUCAUAAACAUGCUGACAAUGUGGAUUUUAACGCAACUGGAAACAGAAGACAGUCUGAAUUUUUUACAGCGAGCACCCUGGAUUCCAUGGCUUUAUCCGAGGACUUCUUAAACACGUACUAUUCAAUGAAAUCGUGGGAAAUUACAGACCAGGAAGCCGAUACGAACCAGCUGCUGGUGUAUGACGACGAAGACCUCAGCUCAGUCGCAAGCUACUUUGAUGAAGACAACUACAUGACUGAAGACAAAGAAUUAGAUUUCCUCGAUGACCUCGGACCUAAGUUCAAAAGGCUCGGUGAGAUAUGCGGUGGCUGGUCCAUGGAACUCGAGGUCAGCUCCUCUCCCACGCCUGACAUAAACAUCUCCUCCAGUUCACAAGUGGGCGUCAAUGUGAAAGGUAUUGUUGAUGUUGUUCACAAUGAAGCGACCUCUGUCUCUGCAUCCAGCUCCUCCUCCACCACCCAAAUCACCACUACAAAUUAUGCAGAGAAUGUUAGCAGUGGAGGCGCUACAUCAGCAGCAACUGUGGGCCAAACUGUGUUCAUCCAGCAGCCACCUGUCUACUUUUCUUCUACACCCAUGUUCAUAGUGGAGCAACAGAAUCAGCCUGCUUGUUUUCUAGCUUCUGGUCAAAUCCUGGGUGUUCAGGAACAGAAGGUGGUGCUGGUAGAAAAAGGGGCAACCAACAUGGCAAUCGGAGCCGAGAACACCCUUCCAGGCCUGCGGCUGCAGCAAGCAAACACCAGAGUUCUGGUGGAUCCAGGAAUUGGAGGCACACUGGUGAGCGGUUUCUCAGACUGCUCUGAGCCUCAGGGCACUGUUUCUGGUACCUUUCAUGUUGUGGAGAGCCAAUGCAGUACAGUAGAGAGCACAGAGGCUGCACAUGUCAUGCAGAGCUCCUUACACUCCAGCAUCAGAAAGAGUCAGCAUAUACAGAUCGAAGAUAAAGUAGGGAGCUUGGCUUAAGGAAAUGCGUCAGAAUUCCCAAGUGUCCUUUCACUUUUGCAACAAGAUCUGCAUCUAUUUGAUGUCCCUAAUGGUGGAACUCACCAAGAGGUGCAAGAGGAACAGGUUUUCAGUUGCAGAGAAAGAAUGAAACUAUAAACAUAGUCACAUAUUCUACGUAAAUGCAUACCCUUAUUUUUGUAAAUUGAGCCAUUAGUUCUGAAGAAUAGGUCACCAGCCUGAUUUACCAGAAGGGCAAGUUUGCACCUGAGAAAAAAAAUGAAGGAGGAAGACUUUUGUUUUUUUUUAAAGCUUGACAAUAAUUCAUAGUCAUAGACAUUAGUAGUCAAGUAAUUGACUACCUUUUGCUGUAUGUAGCUUCUUAAUUAAAAUAUGACUUAUAUAAAUCAUAUUUUCUAUGGGUUUCGUAUCUCUGGUUGAUAUCUGUACAUCGUUUAUAUCAUUUACAUCGUACAUUAUACUGUAACUAAUAUUAUACUGUAACGAAUCUACAUCCAUUUCUAAUGUUCUGCUGUUCGCAUAAAUUAGUGCUGCUACGUAAAGCUAAAAAAAUGUCCUGCUGAUCGCUAUCAAAUUGUAUCGGCGUGUUUGUGUAGUUGCUCUAUUAAUCGUUAGUAGUAUUAGGAGGUUUUUUUGCAACAGAUGGGUUUCUCUUCAGGUAUCAGCUGAUGUUCUUUGUUUUCUCUGUUUAUUUCUAAGCCAAUAAUGGAAAUAGAGUAGACUGCAUUUCCCUCAUAUUACUGGAUCUUUAUUACAACAGCUUUCCACUGAUUAAGAAUAAUGGCACACACACACACACACACACACACACACACACACACACACACACACACACACACACACACACACACACAAAGUUUGGAUUAUUUAUGACAACACCGUAGUGCCACCUGCCGGAAUAAAACACUGGCAUGAAAAUGAUUGCAUGGGUGAUAGACACACCCCAAACUGCACAAUGAUUGCGUGCUCUUGACACGACAACUGAGUGAAUUUGUAUUGAAAGUCUGAAGUAAAACAAAAUGUGAAACUGUGAAAAUGUGUAUUUUGUAUGUUUGUAUAUUUGUGUGUUGAUGGAAAUGUUCGCCUGUGGUUUAAAACCCAUGCUGCCCAGCUGUGCAUGUUGUCCCCGACCACAACCCUAAUGUUAUCUCAUCAUCUCUUUAUCAGUAGCGCGAUUGUCUAGAUGUUAACACCAUACACUAUAGACUUUCAUGUUUCAUACUGGUCAA
Tachysurus fulvidraco (yellow catfish) is the source of this 4580-nucleotide messenger RNA. RefSeq names its product desmoglein-2-like. NCBI's taxonomy places the organism in Eukaryota, Metazoa, Chordata, Actinopteri, Siluriformes, Bagridae. Gene Ontology annotation, molecular function: calcium ion binding; cadherin binding. Gene Ontology annotation, biological process: adherens junction organization; homophilic cell-cell adhesion; calcium-dependent cell-cell adhesion. Gene Ontology annotation, cellular component: plasma membrane; adherens junction; catenin complex. The record is from RefSeq and is a predicted model, not a curated record.